CGAAGCCCUGCAUGCAAAGCGGCAACAAUUACUGAUCUUACCAUGCAUGUGCCGUCGUCAAUCAACUAUAGCCCCGCGGCACUUAUGAAAACUAAGCCAUCGAGGUGGAGAACACCUGAAUUUGCUUUCUAUGGGGUCGCGUUCCUCGUGGUCGUGCCCUUCAUCUUCAAGUCUGCAAUUGAAUUAAGCCAGACCUCUCAUCCGAACUACAUAAUGUAUCAGGACCGACUUUCCAAUGGUUGGCUGUUUGGGCGCAAAGUGGAUAACAGUGACAUGCAGUACAGGUCAUUUAGGAACAAUUUCAUGUCACUUCUUUUCCUGUCUUCCGUACACCUCAUCUCCUCGAAGCUUUACACAAAGUGUGUUCACGCUGGGCCUUCGCCCUAUAGCCAAAACUCUACGCGGGCUCCCUUCCUUCUUAUUACGUCUAUCUCUCUCAUAUUUAUUCUCCACGGGGCUAGUGCACUCAAAAUCCUCGGCAUAUUGAUAUUGAAUUACCUAUUGACCAAAUCUUCCGCUGGACAGCGUUAUGGUGUUUAUGUCGCGUGGUCGUUCAACAUUUUCAUUUUAUUCGCGAACAAACACUAUGAUGGCUAUCGCUUUGAAAGUUUGCACGCCUCCCUGGCAUUCCUGGAUGCAUUCCGGGGGGUCUACCCUCGUUGGAGCAUCUCAUUCAAUGUCACAAUACUUCGCCUUAUUUCUUUUGGAUUGGACUUUAACUGGGCCAGCAGAGCAAUGAAUACAGAAUUGAAUCAGCAAAACUCGAAAAGUUUUACUUCAGACGAUCGUCAUCGCAUCUCGGACCCGCAUCCCCUUGAGAUGUACAAUUUGGUCAACUACGUAUCUUACACCCUAUAUCCUCCUCUCUACAUUGCCGGUCCGAUCAUGACUUUCAACGAUUUUGUUUGGCAGUUACGCGAGCCUGUCCAAAUAUCCCGACGAACUCGAGUCGGCUAUGCAUUGCGGUUCCUCGUAUCUCUUUUGACGAUGGAGUUUGUGCUACACUUCAUGUAUGUUGUCGCCAUCAAAGACGCGAAAGCUUGGACAGGAGACACGCCUUUCCAGCUCGCCAUGAUUGGGUAUUGGAAUCUAGUCAUUAUCUGGCUUAAGCUCCUGAUACCGUGGAGAUUUUUUCGUUUGUGGUCGCUACUAGAUGGAUUUGAUCCUCCAGAGAACAUGAUCAGAUGUGUAUCAAACAAUUACUCUACACUUGGCUUCUGGAGGAGUUGGCAUAGGAGCUAUAACCUAUGGUUGAUCCGGUACAUUUAUAUUCCACUCGGAGGCGGGGACAAGCGUUCGUUCGGCAUUAUCCCCAAGCUCAUCGUCUUCACAUUUGUUGCACUAUGGCAUGACUUGUCUACACAGCUACUCGCUUGGAGUUGGCUUGUAGUGCUCUUUAUCAUUCCCGAAGUAAGCUGCACGAGGCUAUUUCCGGAGAGCAAGUAUGAUGGGAGAAGCUGGUAUCGGCACGUCUGCGCAGUGGGCGGAGCUCUUAAUAUCAUUAUGAUGAUGCUGGCUAACCUUGUUGGCUUCGUACUUGGAGCUGAUGGAGUCCGGUACUUGGUAAACCAGCUCUUGCAUGAAUGGGAAGGUGCAAAAUUCCUUCUGGUCGCUCUGCCAUGCUUGUUUAUUGCCGUCCAAGUCAUGUUUGAGUAUCGAGAAUCGGAGAAAAGGAAAGGCAUUUUCAGAAAGUGUUAGGCUGGGGCAGAAUUUGUUAAUUGUUUUGCGCCAACAUAUUGGUCCCGAAGAAUUUGAAGCGAUGCCAUGGCCAAGAGCAGCAUAUCGCAAUGAACCCUUCUAACCAUAUCUUCGUAUAACAUUUAAUUUUAGUAUUCCUUCAACCCCUCGAUCUCUUCUUGGCUUCGAGCCAGGUAUGAUAUUGCCUCCGC
Messenger RNA from Cantharellus anzutake, 1889 nucleotides. Its product is annotated as MBOAT-domain-containing protein. Gene Ontology annotation, cellular component: endoplasmic reticulum. The record is from RefSeq and is a predicted model, not a curated record. Gene Ontology annotation, biological process: GPI anchor biosynthetic process. NCBI's taxonomy places the organism in Eukaryota, Fungi, Basidiomycota, Agaricomycetes, Cantharellales, Hydnaceae. The coding region runs from base 43 to 1698 and encodes 551 amino acids. The transcript is spliced from 11 exons.